UUCUUUUCCGAGAAGCAAAAAUAAAAAUCCAAAAUUCAAUUUCCGGCGCUCCACUUUCCAAUGGACCCACUGACGCAGCUUAGCUUACCGCCGGGGUUUAGAUUUUUUCCGACCGACGAGGAGCUUUUAGUUCAGUAUCUUUGCCGGAAAGUCGCCGGCCACCAUUUCAGCUUGCCGCUGAUCGCUGAGAUUGACUUGUACAAAUUCGAUCCAUGGGUUUUACCGGGGAAGGCUUUGUUCGGCGAAAAGGAAUGGUACUUUUUCAGCCCGAGAGACCGGAAGUACCCAAAUGGAUCCCGACCGAACCGGGUGGCCGGAACGGGUUACUGGAAGGCGACCGGAACGGACAAAAUAAUCUCGUCGGAAGGGAAGAACGUGGGGAUAAAAAAGGCACUGGUUUUCUAUAUCGGAAAAGCUCCGAAGGGCACGAAAACGAAUUGGAUUAUGCACGAGUAUCGCCUCAUAGCCUCAUCCAGGAAAAUUGGAAGCUCCAAGCUGGACGAUUGGGUUUUGUGUCGGAUUUAUAAGAAGAAUUCGAGUUGUCAGAAGCCGACGGGGAGUAUUUCUAGUAAAGAAUACAGUAACAGCUCGCCGUCGUCGGCGUCGUCCCACAUCGACGAGAUCAUCGAGUCCCUCCCGGAAAUGGGCGACGAUUAUUUCUUCACAUAUCCCAAAACAACAUUGCAACAAAACGACUUUAACAUGUUCAACUUUGAAAUUCCGGCUGACUCUGUAAAUUCCGGUUGGGAGAGUCUGGCCGGGCUCCACUCGGUGCCGGAACUCGUUCCCGUCGACCACACGGAAACUUUCGAUUACAAGGAUAACAACUACAACACCAAUCUCUACGUUCCUUCAAUUACAACGCCAUGUUUCCAAGUGGACCACCCGCCGCUGCCGGCGUUCCAGUAUCAAACGCACCACCGCGACGGCAGCGGAGUGUUCGGAUUCAGGCAAUGAGGAGCGGUGUUUUUUUUUUUUUUUUUAUUUGGGUGUAUAUAGAAUUGGGAAUCGGUUGGGGCUUUGAUUUUGGGGAAUUGGAUUCUGAAAAGAAGAGUCGAAAAACAGAGCAAACUCUGCCAAUCAACUAAGUUCAAUGUCACAUCCUAUUAGAAUUUAGAGAGAGAGAGAGAGAGAGAGGACGUGACGUGGCACGAAUUAAUACCUUUGUAAAUAUUAUUAUUAUUAUUUAGGACUCCAAUUUCAUUAUUUAAACAAAUAUUAAUUAAAUGAUUGUUAAAUA
This is a messenger RNA of Cucurbita moschata (crookneck pumpkin), 1240 nucleotides long. Its product is annotated as NAC domain-containing protein 72-like. Gene Ontology annotation, biological process: regulation of DNA-templated transcription. Gene Ontology annotation, molecular function: DNA binding. Bases 61 to 957 code for a protein of 298 amino acids. Lineage: Eukaryota; Viridiplantae; Streptophyta; Magnoliopsida; Cucurbitales; Cucurbitaceae. The record is from RefSeq and is a predicted model, not a curated record. The transcript has 4 exons.